Thermothielavioides terrestris NRRL 8126 is the source of this 2544-nucleotide messenger RNA. RefSeq lists its product as uncharacterized. Gene Ontology annotation, molecular function: high-affinity potassium ion transmembrane transporter activity. Lineage: Eukaryota; Fungi; Ascomycota; Sordariomycetes; Sordariales; Chaetomiaceae. Gene Ontology annotation, biological process: potassium ion import across plasma membrane; intracellular potassium ion homeostasis. Gene Ontology annotation, cellular component: plasma membrane. The transcript is spliced from 2 exons. The record is from RefSeq and is a predicted model, not a curated record. Bases 143 to 2335 code for a protein of 730 amino acids.
AGGGUACGCGGGAACCCUUUUCAGCGAGCGGCAUGCAUUCGCUGGUCCAACACGGCAUUCCCCACCAGCAGCGUGUUUCUCGUCGCCGCCGCAUUGCCCUCUGGAGCGCUCCACCGUUGGACCGCGCCAAGCCGCUUCCAGGAUGUCUCGUUGGCCUCACCAUCUCGACGACGCAGAAUCGGGCGCCGCCUCGGCGUGUUCCAAAUUCCGGGCUUGGCUUCCACCGCUGAAUUUCAUCACCAUCCACUAUGCCUACUUCAUCGUCGUCUGUCUGGUCGCCUCGCUCGUCUUCUGGGGGUCUUCGGACCCGGCGCGCCGCAUCAGCUAUGCCGACAGCCUGUUCUUGGUUGUCAGCGCCAUGACCGAGGCAGGACUCAACACGGUCAACCUCAGCCAGAUGACGACAUGGCAGCAGACGAUGCUGUUCCUCCUCAUAAUACUUGGGAGUUCGAUAUGGGUCUCCAUCUGGACGGUUGUGGCGCGCAAGCACGUCUUCGAGAAGCGCUUCCAGGACAUUGUCCGCGCUGAGCGCAUGCGGAGGGCGAGCCGGGCGGGGAGCGCCGUCAGUCUCCCCAAGCUGCAGCGCUUUCUUUCCUUUCGAAAGUUACCGACCACCAUUCCGCUGCAGAGCCCCCUGGUGUCACAGGGAGGCGAGCAUCCGGAACCGAAGGAAGGCCCCCCGCCAUCCGAGCCCGCUACAGGCCAGAUUGAGCCAGCCGCUGCUGCUGCUGCUGCUAGCAUUGAUGCCCAGUUGGCCGUCGCCGCCGCCGCUCCUCGGGAGGCGGCACUCAGUCCUGCUCGCGUCGUUUUUGUCCACACUCCCCGGCCAAGCGAGGCUGUGUCCACCACGGCGCGCGAGCACUCCGAGCCAAGCCAGCUAACCCGCAGGAGUCGUAACGGAAAGGACGGCAGCCAGGACGAUGGAAAGGACGACUUCAGCAUUCGGCAUCUCCUAGCACAUAGACCAGGCGGAAGAAACGCGCAGUUUCACGGUCUGACCCGCGAGGAACGUGAGCGUCUCGGCGGCUGCGAGUACCAGGCGCUGCGAGUGCUAUCCGUCAUUGUGCCUCUCUAUUUCUUUCUCUGGCAGCUGCUUGGCUGUCUCGCGCUGGGCGCCUGGAUCAACAAGUAUCAGCCGGAGCCGCCGCUCAAGAACGGGAUCAACCCUUGGUGGCUGGGCAUCUUCAACGGCGUGUCCGCUUUCAAUAACUCGGGCAUGUCACUUUUGGAUGCCAACAUGAUCCCUUUCCAGAACUCCUACUUCGUGCUCAUCACCAUGGGCUUGAUGAUCCUGGCUGGCAAUACGGCAUACCCGAUCUUUCUGAGGCUGAUCAUUUGGUCGCUCCUGAAGCUUUUGACAGCCGCCACGCGAGAAGACGACUUCUGCGGGCUCAAGGACACCUUGAGGUUCAUACUUCAAUAUCCUCGUCGCGUGUACACGAACCUCUUCCCUGCUCGCCCCACCUGGUGGCUGCUGUUCAUGCUUAUCCUCCUGAACUCCGUCGACUGGGUAUGUUUUGAGCUUCUCAACCUUGGAAACCGGGCGAUGGAUAGCAUUCCUCAGGGUUCCCGCGUCAUCGACGGGUUAUUUCAGGCCCUAGCUGUGCGGUCCGGGGGUUUCUACAUCGUGCCCAUACCGUCGCUGUACGUCGGAUUGCAGGUGCUCUAUGUAGUGAUGAUGUACAUUUCGGUGUAUCCGGUCGUCAUCACCAUGAGGCACUCCAACGUGUACGAGGAGCGGUCGCUCGGGAUCUACGACGAGGAUGAAGUUCGGGAUGCGGACCCCGAAAUGGCUACCCCGUGGUCGGUCCACGGCCGCCGCCGAAGCGGCAAUGGCGGCAUGGCGGCAGCAGUCGGUCGGGUCAUUAGCCGCACGUUGACCUUGCAUGGGGUCGGCGCCAGGGCGCCUCCGCUGAACCAGGGCUCGGAGUCGCACAUCAACUUCAUCAGCCAACAGAUCCGCGGGCAGCUGGCCCACGACACCUGGUGGCUCGUGCUCGCCAUCCUCGUCAUCGUGACAAUCAACACGAGCAAAUUCCUCGCCGACCCCAUCAACAACAGCGUGUUCAACGUGAUAUUCGAGGUCGUCUCAGCGUACGGCUGCGUCGGCAUCAGCGUUGGCGUUCCCUACGACUCGUUCAGUUUCUGCGGUUCAUGGCACACGGCUUCCAAGCUGGUACUCUGCGCCGUUAUGAUCCGCGGCCGCCACCGAGGCCUUCCCGUGGCCCUCGACCGGGCCGUACGCUUGCCGGGGGAGAAGCUACACGACGAGGAGGAAGAGGACCACCGCAUCCGGAGAAGCAUGACGAUCCGCAGGGCCAGCACCGAAGCCUAGGCGGGCGGACCUGGCCCUGUGUUUAGGUCGGAGGUUGGCAGGUGGCCAUUUUAUAUACGCUUGGGAUUGGCCAAGACGAGAACUGUGGUUUCCAAAGGGCGUUUUGCGUUGGAGGGAACUGGGUUCGUGUUUGGUUACGGACAUUUUUGGAUGCAAAAAUUAGACGGUAUAGACGGAGAAGCAGGUGUUUGGGAGGGAUAGAAGGCGAU